Trichobilharzia szidati is the source of this 5120-nucleotide messenger RNA. Lineage: Eukaryota; Metazoa; Platyhelminthes; Trematoda; Strigeidida; Schistosomatidae. The record is from the annotation of a GenBank genome assembly.
UCAUGAACUACCUUACUGACUAUGAAUAUUCGAAGAUCCAAUUGUUUUAAUUUAUGACCGAAUGUUUGUUUUAUCUUACUAAUGUGCAAGGUGGUAAUUGGAUUGCGGUUCCAGCUGAAAUGUUCUUCAUCCUGCUGCUUCUGAGCUGUGUAUCAUCCGAAGUUAUCAGGGUUAAACUCCACCCAACAAAGUCCGUGCAGCGCAAUAUAAUUGAGUUCGGGACGUCCUUUGAAAAUCUCAAAAAGCUUUGGUUAUCAAGGCUAUCAGGAAAUACCUCUGGUGGACCCGAAUAUUUGAAAAACUAUUUGGACGCUCAGUAUUAUGGAGAUAUAACCAUUGGAACUCCACCACAGACAUUCGGUGUUGUAUUUGACACUGGUUCAUCUAAUCUUUGGGUCCCGUCAAAACACUGCAGCUAUUUUGAUAUUGCUUGUUUGUUCCAUAGAAAAUAUGACAGCUCAAAAUCCUCCACCUAUAUUCCGAAUGGCACUGAAUUUAGUAUUCGAUAUGGCACUGGUAGCCUAAGUGGCUUCCUUAGUUCCGAUGUUGUUCAGGUAGGUUCAACUAAAGUCAGUGGCCAGACCUUUGGAGAAGCUACCCAGCAACCUGGGAUCACCUUCAUCAUGGCUAAAUUUGAUGGAAUCCUCGGUAUGGCCUAUCCUUCAAUAGCUGUCGAUGGUGUUACUCCUGUAUUUGUAAACAUGAUCCGCCAGAAUUUACUUGAUUCGCCAGUUUUUUCAUUCUAUCUUAAUAGAAAUGCAUCAGCUUCGCUUGGUGGUGAAUUAAUGAUUGGUGGUAUAGACAAGAAGUAUUAUACUGGUGAAAUCAACUACGUAGAUUUAAAGGAGAAAUCUUAUUGGCUAUUUCAAAUGGACAAGUAAGCUACCAGUUUUCAAGAGAAUUUAUUUUGUCGAGUUAAAACUCAAUAGUAGCUAUUUAGCUGGUUGUUGUUCAGCUUAUUUCUCUUUUCCAGUGUUCAGCGGGUAAAUGUUAUUAGUCAUUAACAGGUCUUACAAUGUCUACGUUUUAGUGCGGGCUAAAUUCUGUUGAUCAAGUUUGUGAAUGAGAAAUCAAAAUAGUAGAUGGUACACUUUGGAUCCAUAUGAGGAGCAGGAUAUCAGAACUCUCGAGCAGCGCUGAGCUGUUCUGGCCAGUGAGAAUAAGUAAUGCAGAAGUGGUAUAGUAUUAUUGACUUGGUUUUUUAAUAAGUAGUUUUAAUUGACACUAUAAGCGUUUUCAUUGAACUUAGUAGUAACUUGGUGUUGCGACUUACCAACUAAAACAUCCUAUUUCAGGUAAGUUGGUUAAAAGUCUAAGUUCUGAUGUAUCGUCUCAAGUAUGAAACUUGGGCACUAUGGUAGAGUAUAAGUCCAUUAUGGAUAAGAUUGUAUUUCCAUAAAUCACACAGUUAUACAGUAAUAUUAACUGACGAUGUUUCGAGUACAAACUAUUGCUCAUAAUCAUAUCAAGUUACUCACACAACUUUUUUCCUUCAUUUAUAUAUGCAUAUGUGGAAUUGACUAGAUAUUUGAAUAAAAAUCAAUAUAGGAUAAUGUACAUUCUGAAAUAACAAUAUUAGUGUUAUUGAUCAAUUACAAUCAGAUGGGAAAUAAGACGAAUGUUUUUUAUAAUCAUAGUAACUUCACUCUAAUUACUGUCACCUAACAAUGUCUAGAAAACUUGCUUCGGCUUGGAGGUCUGGAUAGUACCCCAGCCUUUGUACAAACUCUUUGAUUUUGUAUGGGGCAUCUCUUAGUGUCCAUAGCGUACCAAGUUUAUUUUAGUAAUAAAUAAAUGUUUAGGGGACAUUUGAUUAUCAUUACCAACUUCCCUAAGAUCGCUUCCAAAUUAAAAAAAAGUGUUCCAUAGCUUUUGCUUGAAUAUUUCAUUUGAAGUAUAACUGAAAAUUCAAAAAAAACUUUUUAAAAUAUAGGCUGAUAUUAUCAGACACAGCAGUAUGUCUGGAUGGUUGUCUGGCCAUUGCAGACACUGGUACUUCAAUGAUCGCUGGUCCAACUGAAGAGAUAACAGAAAUCAAUAAGAAAAUUGGCGGCACUUACUUGCCUGGUGGCAUUUAUAGUAUUCCAUGUGAUCGGAUCAAUAACCUCCCGAAGAUUGAUUUUUUAAUAAAUGGAAGAAAUAUGACAUUAGAUCCUACAGAUUAUAUAAUGAAGCUUUUUGCGAUAGCCUGAAGAAACUAACCCAUUAUCACUUCUAUAUAUUAAUUCACUGCGUUGCAGUCAAAUUUUACAUUUUCAACUGAAGUUGUGUGCUCUUAAUAUAAAGUUAUGCUAUAUGUGCUUUGGCAAUAGCUGAUUGGAUAAGGUGCUCCAAACACCCGCUUCUUAGCCAGUGUAACUCGAGCUUCUUUGCUUGGGUAUACGGUAGACUAUUGAGAUAAUGGGUAACAUUGAUGUCUUUUAGGGAUAUAUAAUGUUAUUGUGGCUUUUUGAUGUCGCUUAACUCCGAUUUCUCAUGGGGGUGAUUUCCUGGAAUGUUCAACCCAUACUGUUCCUGUUAUUCGUAAUUGUUGACAAAAUUUAGUGUUUUUGAGCUAAGGUGUGAGUUUUUGUCCUGCUUCUACGCACUGAUCUGUGUUCUGUCUAUAUCUAAAAUAGGGAAUGAGGUAGUCGUUUAUGUUAAACUAUCAGUUGACAAAAAGUGAAUAUUUCAGCAAUGGUUACCAGACACCGUUUUAAUGUUUACCCAUAUCCUGUUUAUGUUGUCCAACUCCCGCAUACUGAGUUUUCAAAAUUUAAAACUUUACAGCAGACGCUAAAAUGUUACAGCUUUUCAAGUGUCUUUAUGACACUUAAUUAUCAUCAAACCAUCAGGUCAGUAGUGAAGGUCUGGCACAGUGUUAGAUGGGGGAGAUAAUUUAUGCUCUUACUAAACACAUAGAGAUUGAAGUACCUGACAUAUUUUGCUUUUGGAUCAUCGUUUGGUAGUAGGAUUCGGCUGAACCAAAGAACAGAGGGAUUAGACAAUAAAGAUAAUUAUUGGCAGAUUUUACGAGUAGUGGAUGAAGGCGUAGGCUAUCUUGUUGAAGUUUGUAAUGCGUUGAUGAAAGUUUUCACCUGCAUUCUCUCAACAUCAACCUUCGUGUUGAUACCAUUUUAAAGUAUAACAACUUUGGGUCGUUGCAUUUUUGUGUGGUUCAAAGUUAGUUUGUUUCUAUGAUUUGCAGGUUAUACAGGAAGUCAGUCUGUGAGUUCAGCUACUAAUCAGUUUAUAGUCUUACUUUACACUCCCAAUAUUGUCAUAAAAAUAAAAGAUAUUUGUCCGCUCCUGUUUCAUCACACUAAAUACUCAUUAAAGUCUCGUUAUAUCAAUCCAAAUCAAGCACAGAUGGACCAAUUAUUUGAUUAUCCGUGGUCGUAUCAAAUAAAAGUUCCCAUUACUCGGAAGUGGCUUUAGAAGUAAAAAUUAAAAGUUGUAAAUUAUGUGGUACUCAACGGCACAAAGGUAGAAAUUUGUUAAGGUUAACAUUGCUAUUGAGUGAGAAUAAAGGUAGUUAAGUGUCAGUUUAACAAGUGUGAAGAGGGUGUGAAAAUGUAGCAAAGGAGCAUAUGAGAGUGAUAAUAGUGAAUUAAUUAUUAAAGCAAAAACGAACUUUAAGUAAAAUUAGAAAAGAAAAGGAAAAAUCAGAAUUUUUUUACAGGGAACGACUGGUGAAGAGGUUAAGACCAAGGUAGAAUAAGAGACUGGACACACUUUUUCUGUAUACAGAGUUCGGGGUUGUAUUGACGAAUUGCCAGCGACUCCGCCAUGCACAGAAGCCAAAACCUGACACCCUUUGUACCAUUUGGCCUCACUUUGCAGAUGAUCUUGAAAGACGACUCUAGGUGAGCUACGUGGCCUGAGUUCACCAAGUGAUCGAGAAUUAAGCUAGUAAUUAUCUUCACACUUGUUAAAUUGACAUUCAACUACCUUUAUUCUCAAUAGCAAUUUUAACCUUAACAAAUUUCUAUCUUUGUGCCGUUGAGUACCACGUAAUUUACAACUUUUAAUUUUUACUUCUAAAGCCACUUCCGAGUAAUUAUAUCAAUUAUGUCACCCCCUAUUAAUUAAUAAUAGACCACUAUACAUUUUUGAAAAGUUUCCAUUCUUUUUGAAAAAUGCUUAUUGAAUUUGGAAGAAACUAUAACAGUUGUUCAUAACGUUUUGAUACAAGUUGAUUUAACUCAGUAGGACAGUACAGUGAUAGAUGAUGACUUUGUUACUGCUAUCAGUAUUUUGAUGUGACUAAAGUUUAUUUCUAACUUCAUAUAUAAAUUGCUUUACAGCUAUUUUUUUCUUCAUUUUAACACAGGUAUCCCAAUUUGGUACAGAGAUUUGCUUGAGUGGUUUUAUGGGUUUGGACUUGCCAAAGCGAAAGUUGUGGAUAUUAGGGGAUGUUUUUAUUGGUAAGUAUUACACGAUAUUCGAUAUGGGCAAAAAUCGUGUUGGCUUUGCUAAAGCUGUUAGUCCAGAUUCCAUUCAACAAAAGAACUAUUAUAGUCCAAUGAUGCGAUUGUUUCCUGCUCAACCUAUUUCUCAGGUUGCCUCCAAAGUUCCAAGCGAAGUAUUCCCCUUUUCAAAGCUUAUAGAAGAUAUAGUUUAAAACGUGUGUAGUACUUCACAUUUCACUUUAACAUGAUGUCGUUCCUAUUCCAUACUUUGAAUACAAUUUCGUUACUAUUGACAAUUGACACUAAUUCUUGUCAUCGUAUAACGACUGUCAUUUGAUGCUUUUUAUUUUACCAUCAUUUCCCCCCCCCUUUUUUUUAAAAAACAUUAUUCCGCUAAUUUCAUGACUUUUUAGAAUACAUUUUAUACACAUUCAUUGUUAUUGUUGACAGAAAAGUAAUAACAUUAGCUUUCAACCACCCAUACUUAUCACUAGUAUGUGUUAGUUACGUCUUUGCUUGUUUUCUUGACGCUCUUUACGAGGUCAUUCAGGUCACGUAUUGUGAUCUGAUCAUUUUGGUUCUCUGAAGAAAAAAUGUUCGUUUGAACUGAGUCACACGGGACAGCACAGUUAUCAUGCGAAGACUGAUGUGAUAGUACCCAGUUGCCCAGGCUAUAAAGUAGGUGGAGCAGGAUUCGAACCUGAGACCCACUGACUGAAAGUUGAGCAU